Molecule: messenger RNA, 2442 nt
Organism: Hermetia illucens (black soldier fly)
Lineage: Eukaryota; Metazoa; Arthropoda; Insecta; Diptera; Stratiomyidae
Product: altered inheritance of mitochondria protein 3-like
Exons: 4
Coding region: 370-2106 (578 amino acids)
Source: RefSeq, a predicted model, not a curated record
AGCCUCAAAUAUAUAUAUUAAAUAAAAGAUGAAAUUGCAAUAUACGCAGGCAGUUAGCGUCGCUACUCUUGGGUGAAGUGAACUCAGAUAAUUUGUGUAUAUAUAAAAGUUGAGGCCCCACUAUCAUCCUGAAGUAGUUUAAAAUAUACUUUUGUUGGAAUCAGUUAAAAUUGAAGUUUGAGUCUCUCCUGGGAAAAGUGCGAAUUCUGUUGGAUUUGAAUAGUUGAAAUUGUGAUGUGCUAAGCAAAGUGAAUUGAUUCUUAACUAUUGGAAUUUUAAUUACUGAAAUAGUGAAAUAAUCAAGUGCGUAUAAAGGGAGGAGUAACUUAAGGACUUUUUUCUGCUGCGAGAUUGAAGGAUACAUUCAAAAUGAGAUCUUUACUACUCAUUCUAUUCCUUCUACCACAUAUACCCGCUGAGAAAGGUCCCAAUCGUCAAACGAAUCUUGAUGACAUUGAGCGCGACAAUAUUCGCAGCGAGAAACUCGCCAAAUCAAACAAAAAUCAGGACAUUUUUGAAGUUCAACAAUCACAAGGCUUCCAUACAAAAAAUUUGGAAUACUAUCGCCAACAGCUCAAAGAACUAAAAGAGCUCCAAGAGGAACGAGAAAGUAUGAUCGCCAGCUCCACACCGAAAGCACCCGCAUUGGGUGGAGUAGCCUAUGCAACUCCAUCAGCAAUAGCUCACGAUUCAUAUAAUUCGAAGUCUUCAUCAUCGGACCCAGAGAGCGACCAUUAUAGCCCUCAACCUCUUUAUCACCGUGAAAGUAAUUACCAAACGCAAUACCAGAACGAACCAGUUCAAUACACUGCAACUGCCCCAAACUCAAAAAUUCAAUAUCAAGGUGAUGAUGAUACUCCGAAAGCCGAACAAGAUGAGUCUUCGAAGACCUACUCAGCUCAGCCAGUCAUUCCGAGCAUUGCGUCAUACUUUGAGCAAUACCGACAACCACACUAUGUCUACGUUCCAUCUAAUCGCAUUCAACCCAAAGCGAUUCAGUACUCGCAACAUGUUGCGAAUGAUAUUCAGUACGCUGGUACCGCUCCAGGUGGAAGCUACAGCCAACUGAAGAACCCAGCAACACCUGCCACGAUCACCUACAGCCACGAUGAAGGUGUACAAGAUCAGCAACAUCCACAACAAUACGAAACUGGGAAAGACGGAGUCACUGCCGAUGGUGGUGAUGAAGAACAGCAGCAGCAACAACAAGAACCCAUUCAGCAAUCAAACUAUCAGUUAACACAUAGUGAGGACGCAAACCAACAAGAUGGGGGUAUUCAGUAUGUUCCAUAUAUCGGCCAGGGACCCUCUCCACACCAGUCUUAUGUGACAAUGGUUGCCAUUCCCCACGCGCACGGUCAUAGCACACAAUCAAUUCGGUUCACACCUUCAGUUGUCACCUAUAGUCAUUCUGGUCCAGCCUCCGUCACGCCAGUUGUUGGAGGAGUCCAUCCUGCAAUUCAAUAUAUCCCGACAACAUUACCAGCGCAGCCAACUGGACCGCUUCAAUAUGUGAACAGCAAUGAUCGGCCUGAACCGGUCCCAACUGUUCAAUACACAAGCCAACAACAGGACAUUCAAUAUGCAGACCCUGAACAAUCUUCAGCUCGUCCAAUUACUCCAGAUGGUUCAAAACAAUUCAAAUUCGCCCCAAAACAUCCAGAACGACCAGAGCCCCAGGACGAACAGGCGCAGAUUAAUCAACAACAGGCUCUUCAAUUGAACAAAAUCCAGUACCUUACAUCGCAGCGAGUCCUUCCUUUGCAGCAACAGUUCCAAUACUAUCCUCAACCACAAAUCAACGUUCAACCACUUCACCAGUUCCAGCCUUACAGGGAACCUAAGAGCUUGCUGGAAUCGUAUGUGCCAAGCUGGAUAGUUAUUCAGAGACAACAACAGCAACAACUAUUGUUACAACAGCAGCAGUUACUCCAACAACAGCGCUCCCUACACCAACAGUACAACGUUGGGGUAGCACCACAACCCUAUCAAUACAACACAAUUGCAUAUUCGACGCAGCAACAGCCACUAGGAUUCGAAACAACAAAUCAUAUUAAGCGAUCAGCAGCGACUUUAAGCAAAGCUAAAGAUGAGAAAAAAGAUUGAAGAUACUUUAAUUUCUGCAAUGGCGUGUAAAUAAUGUUAUUCUUGUUCUAUUGUGCGUAAGUGAAUGGGGCAGCAGAUUUUCACAAGUAUGCUUACAGGGUGCUGUCUUUUUAUAUCCAUCCGUGCUAAGAUGUAAUUGAAAACUGGCUUUGUUCAUAGUGCACUGUUGCAUUUGCAUUUUUUUUUAUCGAAAACGUUCAAAAAAGGUUCAUUGAUAAUCAGGUCUAGAUUAAGGUUUUAUAUAAAAAUAUUUAUGCUUAGUACAAACCUGCUAAAUAUUAGUGCAGUAUUAUUAAUUGUUAUAGAAAACUUUGGACUUUUAUAAUAUAAUAUGUA